This is a messenger RNA of Cylindrotheca closterium, 1341 nucleotides long. NCBI's taxonomy places the organism in Eukaryota, Bacillariophyta, Bacillariophyceae, Bacillariales, Bacillariaceae. The record is from the annotation of a GenBank genome assembly.
AUGCUGCGCCCCGCAACACGAUCAGAGAGAAAAGGCUUGCUAACACUGGAUGAACGAGAAUCACAUGGAGGAGAAGAAGAAGGAUGGGAAGAUGUAUUAUCAGAGAAACACAAGAAGGGUGCGAGCCAUGAGUGGAGUUCAUGCCUGCAAGUUACCAUCGUUUCCUUUUACAUUGUAGCAUGGGUAGCCAAUGGAGCACUGAUGCAAGGCGUGACUGCCGGGUUUGCUGGUGAUUCUUCGUCAUACAACAAACCAGCGGCCUUAAGUUGGUUUUCUUACAACUUUAUGAUGAUUAGUGGAUAUGUGGUUUCAGAAGUGAAACGUCACGGAUCAUUGUUCGGCAGUAGUAAGCGAGACCAGGACAUGUUGAUGAUGGACAGUGAGCAAAGCCUGUGGAACUAUAUUUGCGAGGACUGGGCAGGAAAACUUGGAAUCCAUCGAGCGCUACUGUAUUGCUGUUUGAUUGCCCACAUGCUCCUGUGCUUGAAUGUCUUUACGGUCAUGGGCUUGGGAUGCAUUUCCAUCAGUCUUUCGAAUGCAGUGUAUCAACUGCAAACACCCAUCACUCUUGCCUUUUCGGUCGGUUGUCUACAGCAGAAACGUCAAUGGGUGCCAGCUGAAAUCAUUGGACUUUUAAUUUCGAUCACUGGAAUUCUGGCCAUUGUUCUGCCACCGGUCCUGAAACCUGACGAUGAAGGAAGCGAUGAAUCAUCAUCAUUGGCAUUCCGUUCCUCGCAAUGUUUUGUUUCCUCAUCCAAUUCCACUUCGACAUCUCCAGCAACAGCUGGUGUCCUCAUUACCGUUGCUUCCGCAAUCAUUGGUGGUGCAUAUUUGGUAUUUUGGGAUAUCUUUUCAGAGCACAAAGAUCUCUUUCGCCCAACUUCACGUGCCACGGAAUUCUUGGAUACCCACAUUACCUUGGCAGCCAUUGGAUUCUGCAAUUUGGUAGCUGGAUGGCCAACCUUGAUAGCCUUGCACUGGAUGGGAUUGGAAUCCUUUGAACUGCCAUCUACAGCCCAAACAUGGGGACUUUUGAUAUUGAACGGAUUGGUGGAAUAUACCUUUGACGCAUCAUGUGCUAUGGCCAUUUAUGCCACUUCGCCCAUUACAGUUGCAGUGGUGGCACCACUGACCAUACCUCUUUCUAUGUUGGUAGAUGAAUACUUCUAUGGUGUCUCAAUGGUCACCACCGAACAUCCAUGGCUGACAUGGCUCGGUGCACUAUCUAUUCUUUGUGGCACCACACUGCUUGAAGUCAAACCUAGGUUGUCAUGCCGACAAUUGUCCUCCAGAAACAACAGAGAUAGAUCCGAUAGAGAGAAUCAAAUAGAGUUCAUAUAG